GCAGGAGCUCCACCGCCUCCUAAGCAGAGCGACCCUGGUCUGUGUCCGCCUUGGCCGGCAAGAUGCUGCCCGUGUCCCCGGAGGUGAAGACGAAUCCACUGCAGAAGGCGAACUUCUGCUCAUGCCUGUUUGUCUGGUGGCUAAACCCCUUGUUUAAAAUUGGUCACAAACGGAAAUUAGAAGCAAAUGACAUGUACUCGGUGCUUCCAGAAGAUCGCUCCCAGCGCCUUGGAGAAGAGCUGCAAGGGUACUGGGAUCAAGAAGUUAAGAGAGCCCAGAAAGACGAUCAGGAGCCUUCUUUAAUGAAAGCAAUCGUAAAGUGUUACUGGAAAUCCUAUUUAAUUUGGGGAUUGUUUAUAUUUCUUGAGGAAGCCACCAGAGUAGUUCAAUCCAUAUUUUUGGGGAAAAUGAUUAGUUACGUUGAAAACUAUGAUCCCAAUGAUUCUGCUGCUUUGCGCGAAGCCUACAGCUAUGCGGCAGGGCUGAGCGCCUGCGUGCUCGUGUGGGCCGUUCUGCACCACUUGUACUUCUAUCACAUUCAGCGUGUGGGGAAGAGGCUGAGAGUAGCCAUGUGCCAUAUGAUCUACCACAAGGCCCUUCGCCUGAGUAGCUCGGCCAUGGGGAAGACUACCACAGGCCAGAUAGUCAACCUGCUGUCCAACGAUGUGAACAGGUUUGACCAGGUAACAGUGUUCUUGCACUAUCUGUGGGUGGGGCCACUGCAGUCUAUUGCAGUGACCGCCCUUCUCUGGAUGGAAAUAGGAAUAUCAUGUCUUGCUGGGAUGGCAGUUCUCAUCAUUCUUCUGCUCUUGCAAAGCUGCUUCGGGAAGUUGUUUUCCUCACUCCGGAGUGAAACCACAGCUUUCACAGACGACAGGAUCAGGACCAUGAGUGAAGUCAUAACGGGCAUCAGAACAAUAAAAAUGAAUGCUUGGGAAAAGUCAUUUAUAGACUUUAUUACCAGAUUGAGAAGGAAGGAAAUUUCCAAAAUUAUGAGAAGUUCCUACCUUAGGGGCAUGAAUUUGGCAUCAUUUUUCACUGUGAACAAAAUCAUGAUUUUUGUCACAUUCAUCACCAAUGAGCUUCUUGACAACCUCAUCACAGCCAGCCAGGUGUUUGUGGUGGUGAUGCUGUUCGAGGCUCUGCGGUUUUCGAGCACCCUCUACUUCCCCAUGGCCGUCGAGAAGGUGUCAGAGGCCAUUGUCAGCAUCCAAAGAAUCAAGAACUUUCUGUUACUUGAUGAGAUAACACAGUGCUACCCUCUGCUGCCAUCAGAUGGUAAAACUAUUGUGGACGUGCAAGCUUUUACAGCUUCUUGGGAAAAGGCAUCAGAGACCCCAGCCCUACAAGGACUUUCCUUUACUGUCAGACCUGGUGAACUGUUAGCUGUGGUCGGACAUGUGGGAGCAGGAAAGUCGUCACUGUUAUGUGCUGUGCUGGGGGAGCUGCCCCCGAGCCAGGGGAAGGUCAGCGUGCACGGGAGGAUCGCAUAUGUUUCUCAGCAGCCCUGGGUGUUUCCAGGAACUGUGAGGAGUAACAUUUUAUUUGGGAAGAAAUAUGAAAAGGAACUGUAUGAAAAAGUAAUAAAGGCUUGUGCUUUGGAAGAGGAUUUACAGUUUUUGGAGGAAGGAGAUCUAACUGAGAUAGGAGACAGAGGAACCCCUCUGAGUGAAGGACAGAAAGCCCGGGUCAGCCUUGCCAGAGCCGUGUAUCAGGAUGCAGACAUCUACCUCCUGGACGAUCCGCUGAGCGCAGUGGAUGCAAUAGUCAGCAGUCACUUGUUCAAAAAGUGUAUUUGUCAGCUCUUGAAAGAGAAGAUCACAAUCUUAGUCACUCAUCAGUUGCAGUACCUAAAAGAUGCAAGUCAGAUUCUGAUAUUGAAACAUGGGGUAGUGGUGGAAAGAGGAACUUACUCUGAGUUCCUGAAAUCCGGGAUAGAUAUAUUUUCCCUUUUUGAGAAGGGGAAUGAGCAGUCUGAACCAUCUCCAUUGUCAGGAACUUCCACUGUGAUCUCUGAGUCUUUGGUUCAGUCUCUCCAAUCUCCCAGACGCUCAUUGAAAGAUGCAGCUCCAGAAGACCAAGAAGCUGAGAAUAUACAGGUUGUACUACCUCUAGAGGACCAUUUGGAAGGAAAAGUUGGUUUUAAGACCUAUAAGAAUUACUUCACAGGUGGUGCUGACUGGUCUGUCAUCAUCUUCCUUAUUCUAGUAAACAUUGCAGCUCAGGUCGCCUACGCCCUGCAGGACUGGUGGCUUGCAUACUGGGCGAAUGUACAAAGUAACCUGUAUUUUGGGGGAUAUUUAAAAGAAGAUGAAGAUGUAGUAUUUGUUCUGAACUGGUUCUUAGGAGUUUAUUCAGGGUUAACUGUGUCUACUGUCCUUUUUGGUAUCACAAAGUCUCUGUUGAUAUUCUAUAUCCUUGUUAAUUCUUCACGAACUUUGCACAACAAAAUGUUGGAGUCCAUUUUAAGAUCUCCGGUAUUGUUCUUCCAUAGAAAUCCAAUAGGAAGAAUUUUGAAUCGUUUCUCCAAAGACAUUGGGCAUAUGGAUGAUUUGCUGCCCCUGACAUUUCUUGAUUUCAUCCAGACAUUUCUACUUAUGAUUAGUAUGGUGGGCGUGAUGGUGGCUGCAGUUCCUUGGGCUGCUAUACCUGUGAUUCCCCUUGGCAUCGUUUUCUUUUUUCUUCGGCGAUAUUUCUUAGAGACGUCACGAGAUGUGAAACGCCUGGAAUGUACAACACGGAGCCCUGUAUUUUCCCACUUAGCAUCUUCUCUCCGGGGACUCUGGACCAUCCGGGCGUACAAAGCUGAACAGAAGUUUCAGGAGCUGUUUGAUGCACACCAGGAUUUGCACUCAGAGGCUUGGUUCCUGCUUUUGAUGACGUCCCGAUGGCUCGCUGUGUAUCUAAAUGUCAUCUGUGCCAUCUUUGUCACUGUUGUUGCCUUUGGGGCUCUGAUUCUGGUAGAAUCUUUGGAUGCUGGGCAUGUCGGCCUGGUCCUGUCACUCACCAUCACACUUACCAGGAUGUUCCAGUGGUGCGUCAGGCAAAGUGUGGAAGUUGAGAACAUGAUGAUUUCAGUAGAAAGGGGGAUUGAAUACACAGAGCUUGUGAAAGAAGCACCCUGGGAACUCGAGUCUCAUCCACCCCAUAGAAGAGAGAUUUACUUUAACAAUGUGAACUUCAGGCAUAAGUCGGACGGGCCUCUGGUAUUGAGGAAUGUGUAUGCAGCCUUUUACCCAGGACGAAAGUAUGGCAUCGUGGGAAGAACAGGAGCUGGAAAAAGUUCCCUCAUUGCUGCCCUUUUUAGAUUGUCAGAACCUGAAGGUGACAUUUGUAUUGAUGGCAUCUUGACAACGUGUAUUGGACUUCACGAUUUAAGGAAGAAAAUGUCAGUUGCACUUCAGGAACCUGUUUUAUUCACUGGAACAAUGAGGAAAAAUCUGGAUCCCUGUAAUGAGCAUACAGAGGAAGAACUGUGGAAUGCCUUAGAAGAGGUGCAACUUAAAGACACCAUUGAACAUCUUCCUGGUAAAAUCAAUACUGAAUUAGCAGAAUCCAGAUUGAACUUGAGUGUUGGACAGAAACAACUAUUGUGCCUUGCCAGGGCUAUUCUCAAGAAAAAUCAGAUAUUGAUUAUUGACAAAGCCACAUCAAAUGUGGAUCCAAGAACUGAUCAGUUAAUACAAAAAAAAAUUCAUGAGAAAUUUGCCCAGUGCACUGUGCUAACCAUCACACACAGGUUGAGCAAUGUCAUUGACUGUCAACAGAUAAUGGUUUUGGAUUCAGGGAGAAAAAGAGAAUCUGGAUGGCCAUAUCAUUUGCUACGUAAUAAAAACAGCCUAUUUUACAAGAUGUUGCAACCACUGGGUAAGGCAGAGACCGCUGCCCUCACUAAAAGGGCGGAACAGGUGUACUUCAAAAGGAAAUAGCCAGAUGUUACUCACAGUGACCUUGUGGUUGUGAAUGUUUCCAGUGGACAGCCCUCAGCCUUCACAAUUUUUGAGUCAACACUGUGAUUCUACCAUGAGUUCAUGUCUAUUCCAAAGGCUUUUUUCCAAAAGGUUUUGCACUGCAUAAACUAUAUUGUACUUUUUUUAUACCAAGAGCAAAUAUUUACACAUACGAUGUCAGUUCUCCAAUUUCGUUCAAUGAUUUCAAGCUCUUGAAAAAGGAUUGAUUAUGUUUACUUAAUGUUAUACUACUUUCGUUCUUAUCCAAAUCAGAGGUGCAGGCCACCAAUAAAAACUGUCUCCCAGGUUUUGUUUCUUGAGAGACUCCAGAGCUAAACUCAUUUUCUAAGAUUUGAGACAAAGUUGUCACAGAUUUUUUUUUUAAUAUUCCCAGAUUUAUGUAUUACUUUUGAAAGGUUGUUGCUGAAUGAUAAGACACCAGGAUUCUUGGCCUCCAGAGGAGACGAAUUCAAUCAGGGGCCAGAGACAAGUCUGGAUCGCUCAGAGUUCUUGUGUAAUAAAGUUUUAUUAAAAUAUAAAGGAGAUAGAGAAAGCUUCUGACAUAGGCAUCAGAAGGGGGCAGAAUGAGUACCUCCCUGCUAGUCUUCAGCUGGAUGUUAUAUAGUCACUAGAAGUCUGUUAUUGAAAAGAAAGGAAUGUCUUAAAACUCAGAAUGCCACCAGGCCCCUCAUCCAUAAAUUACAUUUUGUGAUAAUCCUGGCACCAAGCCACAAAACGAUUGACUUGAAUCUUGUAGAAGGGCAGAUUACCAUACAAAUAGUUUCAUUUACAUAGAUUAGGGAAACAAUAUCUGAGUAUAACAUACUGGUUUGUCAAAUAGGUUCUGAGCCAUUUGGUGGAAGUUGAAGACAGAGUCUGGAGUACAUUAACAUAGCUUAAGACAAACAUUUCCAUAAGAAAAAAUGUAUUGGUUAACCCAAGGUUUGAGAAUAGUUAGCUUCAGGUGAAACCAGGUGUCAUGGCAACACAGCAUUUUAAGAGAAACCUCCUUUUAAAUUUGUAUAGAGAAGGGAAAAAAAAUAUCACCAGUUUGUUUCCUCCUGCUGCUUAAGAGAGAUAAAAAUGUCUGGCACUUGCAGCCUAUUUCCUCCGUUUGGAGACCCCUGGCCUUCCUGCCUUUUACCCUCUCACUUUCCAGAUAUAUCAGGGAUUCUGUUUACUUGAAGACUGUGUGAAGUUGCUGUUUUGUGUCCCCACUUCCUUUAACAUGAAUAGGAUCCAUUUUUCCACCAAAAGACCUCUGGUUAAAAUACUACAGAGAAACCUGAUAGAAAAAACAAUAUACUAUAGUUUAAGUGACAUCAUAGGAGAGAGCGGUCUCCCCUCCAAAAAAAGAAAAAAUAGAUAUAUGGUUAAAAUACAGAACGACAUUAUUAUAUGUUCUAAAACAGAAGGAAGAGAAAAUAUGCUUUCUGAAAAUAGGAGCCCUUCUAGGCGAUUUGCUUAUGAAGGACAGAAGUGUGCUGGACUGUCUUCUAGAUAGAGGGUUUUAUUUUUUUACAUUAAAACUUGUGGUAAAGUAUAUGUACCAUAAAAUUUGCCAUAUGGCCAUUUUUAAUCACACAAUCCAGUGGCAUUAAUCUCAUUCACAGUGUUGUGCAGCCAUCAUUGUCUGGGUAACUUUUGGUAAUUAUGUGCUUCCUCUUCAGUGUGUUAUUUCUGCAGAAUCAUUUUGGUAAGUUUCAUUUUUCUAGGAGUGGCUCUGUUUCCUGUCAGUUUUUGAGCUUGAUUGGCAUAAAUUUAUUCACAAUAUCUUGUAUGUUUAAUUUCUGCAGCAUUUCUGUGUUCUUUUGGCUUUUUAAUUUUCUUUGAGCCUUCUUUUUUAUAAAUAAUCUUGCAUAACA
Dama dama (fallow deer) is the source of this 5815-nucleotide messenger RNA. Its product is annotated as ATP-binding cassette sub-family C member 4-like. The transcript has 31 exons. NCBI's taxonomy places the organism in Eukaryota, Metazoa, Chordata, Mammalia, Artiodactyla, Cervidae. Gene Ontology annotation, cellular component: plasma membrane. Gene Ontology annotation, biological process: transmembrane transport. The record is from RefSeq and is a predicted model, not a curated record. Gene Ontology annotation, molecular function: ATP binding; ABC-type transporter activity; ATP hydrolysis activity.